Messenger RNA from Xiphophorus couchianus (Monterrey platyfish), 4144 nucleotides. It is a transcript of the gene tcf7, whose product is annotated as transcription factor 7. The record is from RefSeq and is a predicted model, not a curated record. Gene Ontology annotation, biological process: regulation of transcription by RNA polymerase II; canonical Wnt signaling pathway. Gene Ontology annotation, molecular function: DNA-binding transcription factor activity, RNA polymerase II-specific; RNA polymerase II cis-regulatory region sequence-specific DNA binding. Gene Ontology annotation, cellular component: chromatin; beta-catenin-TCF complex. NCBI's taxonomy places the organism in Eukaryota, Metazoa, Chordata, Actinopteri, Cyprinodontiformes, Poeciliidae. The coding region runs from base 344 to 1930 and encodes 528 amino acids. The transcript has 13 exons.
ACAAUCGUACAACCCCCAACAAGUCAUCGGACCUGUCAAUCAAGCGGUCGGCGCCUUUGAAGCCGGGACUCCUCGCCUUGUCUUGGGCUCAAAUGAGCUGUUUGCUGUUGUAGCGAAACAUUGGUCUUCCACCAAGCAAGCAGCCGGGGAACGACGCCACAUCUCAACUUUUUCUCUGCAUGUGGUGGGGCGAACAUUUCCCUACUGUCUUCUGGAGGCGCUCCACACUUGAGGAUACUAUUUAACUGAGAAAGUCACUUCUUUAUUCAUACUUUUUACAUUUUUAAAAACAUUCUUUACUAGAGGAGGUGGGGGCAGAAAGUCCAAGGUGAGGGAAGUAGUCAUGCCUCAGCUCAGUAGCGGCGGAGGAGACGACCUGGGAGCGAAUGAUGAGAUGAUAGCGUUCAAAGACGAAGGAGAGCAGGAGGAGAAAACCCAGGAGAACGCGUUCACGGAGCGAGACCUGGCCGACCUCAAGUCCUCUCUGGUGAACGAGUCGGAAAUAAAUCAAAGUCCGACCUCGGCGGCGGUCAGACGGGGACACCACGGCGAGCAGAGGGUCUUCCAGGACAAACACCGAGAGCAUCUCGACGGAGUGUCGAAGCAACAAGAUGGAGGCAUGUACAAGUCGCCGGCGUAUCCCGGGUAUCCGUUCCUGAUGCUGCCGGACCCUUACCUCCCCAACAGCUCGGUUUCUCCAUCUUCCAACAAAGUGUCUGUGGUUCAGCAAUCCCACGGGAUGCACCCGCUGACGUCCCUGCUGCCCUACAGCAACGACCACUUCAGCCCCAGUCCGCCUCACCUGCCCACAGACAUGAGCCAGAAGACAGGCGUUCACAGGCACCAAUCCCAGGACCUCUCAGGGUACUACUCCCUUCCUCCAGGUGGCGUUGGCCAGAUCACUCCCUCCAUGAGCUGGCAGAGCCAGCCGGUCUACCCGGCCCUGUCCCCUUGUGGAUUCAGGCAGCCCUACUCCUCCAGUCUCCCCAGCGCAUCGUCCUACUCCAGGUUCCCUCACUCUUUGAUGCUCGGACCGUCGGGCGUGCAUCCAACAGGGAUCCCCCAUCCGGCUAUUGUGCCCUCUUCAGGCAAGCAGGAGCAUGAUCAGUACGACAGAGGCAUGUACAUGAAGCCGCAGGUGGAGGUCAAGCGGGAGAAGGAGCCCAAGAAACCGGUCAUCAAGAAGCCGCUGAACGCCUUCAUGCUGUACAUGAAGGAAAUGAGGGCAAAGGUCAUCGCCGAGUGCACGUUAAAGGAGAGCGCCGCUAUCAAUCAGAUUCUGGGACGAAGGUGGCACGCUCUGACCCGGGAGGAGCAGGCCAAGUACUACGAGUUGGCCCGGAAAGAGAGACAGCUCCACAUGCAGCUCUACCCGACCUGGUCUGCUAGAGACAACUACGAGGCGGGCCUUAGCGGGGUCGCAGGGGAAAAGAGUAAAGCUGAUUGGGGCAAGAAGAAAAGGAGAAAACGGGAGAAGCAGCAGGACUCCAACACAGACCCGGGCUCUCCUAAGAAAUGCCGGGCUCGCUUCGGCCUCAACCAACAAACGGACUGGUGCGGUCCCUGCAGGAGGAAAAAGAAGUGCAUUCGCUACCUUCAAGGAGGAGGCUGCCCCAGCCCAUCUUCUUCAGAUCUAAGUGCUAUAGACUCGCCCCCGUCCCCGUGUCCCGCGCGCCUCCGCCUCUACCGGCAGGCGCCCCCGUCCCCGCGCGGCUCCCCGCCGCCCUCCCCCUCCACGCGCCGCUCCUCACACACGCGCUCGCACCCUCGCUUCCCGUCGGAGCAGUCCGCCGGCAAGCGGGCCGACCUCUGCCACCUCGUCCCGACCGCGACCCUGGAACUGUCGGCCAAGCAGACGCUGUGCUCCUCGGCGCUGUCCGCCGCCAAGGUGGCGGGACUUUCUCUCAAAGUGCUAACAGAGACUCACUGAUCGCCGCGGCCCUCCCGCCUCGCUACUCUCCUCCUCGGCUCCCCCAAAGGAAGGAAGAUCCUCCUGGUCGCCUGCCUUCACCUUUCAUCCUCCAGUCGUGAUUUUCCAAAAGUUUCCGUUUCCACCGUAGCGACAUGAGAACAACACGGCUAAAGCUGUUCACCUUGUGCUUAACGCUUCAGAGGCCUGUCACAAUUACUAAUAAAUCCACAGCUCUCAUGUGACGUCACUUCCUGGAACUUCAUAGCUGACAGCCAUCUUGAUAGGCAGUUGCUAUGACAACAAACAAGCCACAAGCUUAGAAUUAGCUCUCGCCUUGUUGCAACAAGGCGUCAGCUAAGCUACAUUAACUUAGCUAACGUAGCUUUUAUCGACUAAGUCGAACAUGUAGCCUACAUACAUGUACUCACUCUGCCAGAACCUUGUUCUUCACCUGAAGAGUUCUUACGUCCUUUAUAAAUCCGUUUAAACAUCGACUGUCUGAAGCUCCUCCAUGCUGAAACACUUCCUGUUCACUAAUUAGUGAACUCUGUCACAGCGGAUCGGAAGCAGCUUCUCCACAUCGUCUGACGUGUUUCCAUCCCAUCAGCUACAUUUUGUUCACAUUUUUUUUCUUACAUGUCGGUCAGGAGUGUCUAUAAACUUUCAUUUUGUUGACUUCGAAGCCAGGCGCUUGCCUACCAAGAUGGCGGAGAUCACUUCCAGGUCAGACUUGUGGAACGAUAAAUUGUCCCAGAAGUUAUUGCAAUAAAUGAUAAUAUUCUUGUUUUGAGACCAUUAACAACCUAAACAACAGUAAUCACAUAAUAAUAAUAAUAGUAAUAAUAAUAAUAAUAAUGCAAGAACAGAUUGUCAAAGAUCAAUAAACUUUCAAUUCUAAUGAACUGGAACUGGAAGACAUUUUAAAUAUCUAAAAUAAAUAAACCAAACAAGAGAAACAAAUAAAAUUAAUCAUGAAGUCACUGUAAACAAAAACAUCAGACUGAAAACUUAACAUCCAGUUUUGGUAGGAAAAUGAUAAAUUAUGCAAAUGGAGAUUAUUGAGUUCAUUUUAAUGUGAUUUAUUGAUUAUUGUGACCGGCCUGCUGACAGGUGCAAAUGAUUAUUGAUUAUAUGAUAAAUUAUUAUGAUAUGUUAAAUUAUUUUUCAGACUCAAGUUUUCUUCCAGGACUGAACUUCAUUUUUUCAACAUUCAAGAGAAUCAGAGCAAAUGUGUGUAAAAUGGAAACAGCACAUCUGAACUAUUAGUUUGUAUUUUUUAUUGAUCCGUCACAUACACUCCUGUUAAAAUAUAUUGAUUUAUAAUGUGGCAAAAGGUGGAAAAGACUUUUUCAUAAUCUUCUUGUUUUGGCUCAAAGCGUUUGAGUUCUGGUCGGUUUUUGUUUCAGGACGGUUCCUCCUCAGAGUUGGUGCUUAAGAUGAAUUAUUCCUGUUUUUCAUGUCAUUAUCUCUUCUGGACCCAUCUGACCAGCAGGACCUCUGAUUCCUGGGAAAAGUAUUCCUAUCUUUUAUGUUUGUAUUUCCAGAGGAGGUAAACUCCCAAGCCACUUCUUUUAGCACUUUUAGGCUUCUAUUCUCCAGCUUCACCGUUACAUUUUUACAUUUUGUUUUUUACUUUUUUUUGUGUAUGAAUCUCAUGUCAUUUUUAAGGUCAUAUGUUUCUUUAAGAUUUGUUUUUUCUUUCUCUGCAGCUCCGCAAACUAAUCUGUGACCGAUGGGUACUAUUAUAUUGCAUUGUCUUGUAAAGUUUUAUAUUAUAAUAAAUAACUUUUGUAUGUUUUUAUGGAACAAAAGGGUAAAUUCUUUUUGAAAAAAUAUUAGUUUCCACUUUUUUCUAAAAGCAAUAUGUUUUUUGUCUGUUUGUGCAAAAUGUUACCCUUUUUUGUGGUCCAGUAUUACUGCAGGAGCCUUCAAACUAUAUUUUGCUGUCAGUCUGCAUGUUCCAACUGUAAUGUUACAUUUCGAGACAGAAGGUUUUCAUUUCACUGUUUUCUCGCAGCUUCUGACUGCAGUAAGUGUAGGCUGAGCUUUUGCACCACUCUUCUCCAGCAGGUGGCGCUGUUGUGGUAAAAGAAAAGUGGUUGUUAAAAGGUGUAAACGUUCACACUGCAGGCAGAAACAACUGGAAGAUGUUUUUGUACUUUCAUGCUUUGAACCCCUCUGAUGUAUGGUUUUUGUUUGAUGUUAUUAAAAGUGUUUUUUUUUUAUGUUUAA